Messenger RNA from Linum trigynum, 5413 nucleotides. The record is from the annotation of a GenBank genome assembly. NCBI's taxonomy places the organism in Eukaryota, Viridiplantae, Streptophyta, Magnoliopsida, Malpighiales, Linaceae.
UAUAUUUUAUCAUAUAUUUUGAAAUUUUAUUAUUUUGGUGAAGAACUCGUUGAAUUAGUCAUUAGAAUUUAAUUUUGGAUUGGUAAAAGUAAAAAAAAAAAAGCUAUCAUAAGGUGGUGAGAUUGGUAAAUGUAUAGAUUUACGUUUAGAUGGAUUUGAGAUUCGAGCCCUUGUAGCCACCACUACUAUGUUUCCCCCGACAACCAUUUGAUGCGACUAUUAUCGUUCCAAUUGACGUAAUACAAAAUGUUUAUGAAGGUUGGAAUUUGCCAUUCAUACAACUAGGGAAAAAAAUGAGAAGAUUGGAAUAAUCUAUGCACUUAAAAUGUUUAGAUUUCCCUGCUUCAUGAAAGGCAUUUAAUCAUUUCAUUUACUGAUGGUUCAUAAUCAAGCCUUUUUGUAACAAAAUCUGAAUAAUGAUGAAUGAUAAUUGUAUGCCUUCUACCUUCACUUAUUUUCAUAAUGUUGUAGUGCAAUUCAGGUACCAUAUCACGAAAAUUUAUAGGGUAGCUUGUUCAACGACAAAUUUAUACGGAUUCAAUCCAAUAUCACACGGUAUAGUGUUCGCAUUUGACACAUAAUGAAAAUGGAGAGAAUUAUGUUUUUCUCAAAAUCAUAAUGAAAGUUGGUUGAUUAUGAUUUAGCAUAAUUGUUCUCGUUUUUCUCAUCUAGCAAAAAGUAGGUUGAAUUAAGAGCUUUUUUAUCAUUUUUCACAAAGGUAGAGCAAUGGGGGGACUAAUAUUAUCAAACACCAUCUCUUUCCUCCUAUAUAAAUCCACCACACCAUGUUCCCCAUUUCCUCGAUCCAUCUGAUCAUCAUCUCCAUCGUGGGCUAUCCUCCCAACCGCCGGUCAGUGGUAAGUGAAUUUCCGGCGACCGUGAAGAUGACGGUGAAAGUGAAGGCGGUGGCGACUGUGAAAGAGACGGCUGGUGGGUUCCUUGGGAUCGGCGGCGACGGUGUUUCAGACUUCUUUGGGAAAGGCCUCCGGUUGCAACUCGUCAGCGCCCAACUUCAUCCCGAGACGGGGUUAGAAAAACCAGUUAUCGAAUCACGUAUGAAGAGAACAAGCAAAAAGAACGGAGAGGUGAAAUACGAGGUGGAGAUCGAAGUUCCUGACGACUUCGGAGAAGUUGGUGCAGUAAUUGUGGAGAACGAGCACGGUAAUGAACGGUUGCUAAUCGAUAUCGUCCUCGAUGGGUUUGUCAAUGGUCCGGUCAACGUGGUUUGUGACUCUUGGGUCCAUCCCAAGUCUAAGGACUCCAAGAAUAGAGUUUUCUUCACUACCAAGUCAUACUUGCCGUCGGAGACACCUGCCGGACUGACCAAGUACCGGGAGGAAGAGCUGAUACUACUCCGAGGAAACGGUGAGGGACAGCGCGAGAGAGGAGAACGGAUCUAUGAUUAUGAAGUCUACGACGACCUCGGAAACCUUGACGGCAAUCCGGAUCUCGUCCGACCCGUCCUCGGUGGCAAAGACCGCCCCUAUCCUCGCCGGGUCCGCACCGGCCGUCCCCGACCAGAAUCCGGUACGUAUUUUACGCUUCUCUGGAUCAAGAACAUGCUGCCCCUCGCGACGGGAAACUCCGAUUUCUACGUGCCGCGCGACGAGGAGUUCUCGCAGUUGAAGAAGUCGGCGUUCUCUUCCGCCACGGUGUCUGGGGCGCUACGCGCGGUGGUCCCGACGGCGGAGACUUUCUUGAUCGAUUGGGAUUUAGGGUUUCCGCACUUGACCGCCAUUGAUUCGAUGUACGAUCAAGGCCUUAACCUCCGUCCUCGCACGGCGGAUUCCCCCUGGACGGAUAUCAUCCCCAGGCUGAUUAGGACCGUCGCUAAUAGCGCCGACGACUUUCUGCAGUUCGUGGUCCCUGAAUCAAUGAAGAGGGACAGAUUUUUCUGGUUGAAAGACGAGCAGUUUGGCAGGCAGACUCUUGCUGGUGUUAAUCCUUGUUCAAUAGAACUGGUGAAGCAAUGGCCAUUGAAGAGUAAGCUUGAUCCACAGAUCUAUGGUUCACCAGAAUCUGCAAUCACAACAAAGAUUGUUGAACAGCAAAUUAGAGGGUUCAUGACCUUUAAUGAUGCUAUGAAGCAAAGGAAGCUGUUCAUAUUAGAUUACCAUGACCUACUGCUACCCUUCGUUGGACCGGUGAGGCAGCUCAAAGGAACUACGCUGUAUGGAUCACGAGCAUUGUUCUUUCUCACUCCGGUAGGCACGUUGAAGCCGGUGGCAAUCGAGCUGGUCAGGCCGCCCUCGAAGAAUGAUGGGAAGCCGCAGUGGAAGCAAGUGUUUACACCGGGGAACUGCUCUGCCACUGAGGAGUGGCUGUGGAAGCUGGCGAAAUCUCACUUCCUGGCUCAUGACUCUUGCUAUCAUGAGAUAGUCAGCCACUGGCUGAAAACACAUGCUUGCAUGGAGCCGUACAUCAUCGCCACAAACCGGCAGCUGAGCGCUAUGCACCCGAUUCACAGGCUAUUAUUGCCUCACUUCCGGUACACCAUGGAGAUCAACUCUCUGGCUCGCCAAACUCUGGUCAAUGCUGAUGGCAUCAUUGAAUUAGGCUUCUCCCCUCUCAAAUACUCCAUGCAGCUCAGCUCUGCAGAUUAUGACCAAAGAUGGCGGUUCGACUAUGAGGCUCUUCCCAAGGACUUGAUCAGGCGGGGAAUGGCCGUUGAGGACCCAUCAGCACCACACGGCCUGAAACUGACAAUCGAAGACUACCCAUACGCCAGCGACGGCCUGAUCCUAUGGGACGGCUUACACCAAUGGGUCGCCGACUACGUCAACCACUACUACCCAAACCCAUCCCUCAUCAUCUCCGACGCAGAGCUCCAAUCCUGGUGGACCGAAAUUCGCACCGUCGGCCACGCUGACAAGAAAGACGAGCCAUGGUGGCCAUCUCUCCGCACACCAUCCGACCUCAUCGAGAUAGUCACCACCAUGGCAUGGACAGCAUCAGCGCAACACGCCGCGGUGAACUUCGGGCAGUACACCUACGGCGGCUACAUCCCCAACAGGCCUUCGAUCGCCAGGACCAACAUGCCAACGGAGGAUCCCACCGAGGAAUCAUGGAAGCAGUUCAUCGAGGAGCCCGAGACGGUGCUCCUCGAGAUGUUCCCUUCCCAGCUCCAGGCCGCGGUGGUGAUGACGAUGCUGUCCCUGCUGUCGAACCACGCCGCCGACGAGGAGUACAUCGGGCAGGCGAUGGAGCCCUGCUGGGGCAACGACGCGGCGAUCAAGGCCGCGUUCGAGAGGUUCAGCGGCAGGAUGAAGGCGCUGGAAGGGGUUGUUGACGCGAGGAAUGGGAAUGAGAAGCUGAGGAACAGGAAUGGUGCUGGUGUUCUGCCGUACGAGUUUCUGAAGCCGGUUUCCGAGCCUGGUGUUACUGGUAAAGGUGUGCCCUACAGUAUUUCCAUAUGAAUGUGACCAUCUCUCCAUUUUGCAGCUCCCCUGCAGAUUGCCCUGUGUAUGAUGAUCAGGGAAACUACUGGUUUUGUUGGGUGGAUUGUUUCUGUGAUUUGAGUUGUGUUUUUUUUUAAAUCCUAUUCGUUGUUUGAUUACUGUGAUGUAAAUUGUAAACAGUUUUUUUUCUUCUCAGUGUGAUUAAAUUGCGAUUCGGUUGAUGAUGCUUCAAAAUAAUAUGAUCCAAACAUCUGGGUUUUCUUCUUCUUCUUCUAAUGUCCAUAUGGUUCGGUCGAUGAUGAUACUCGCGCGAUUCAUAGAUGUAAGCACGUAUGCAAAUAUCAUAAUCAAAUUUCUGUUAAUUAUAUUGGAUUAGCCUACUUACAAGACUUUGACAUAUACAUUUACUUACAAGAUUGCGUAUUACCGUCUAACUCGUAUUAAUAAUAGAACGUUCUUGGAAUAUACCCAUUACAUCGUAACGAAGCCAUUGGCUAAGAUCAACGUCGCACACAUCGAAGAGAUAGUGUGCCAAAAUUACAGUCAUGACCUUUACUUGCAAGAAAGUCAGCUGCACAAUUUCCUUCUCUAAGAACAUGGGGUUCAUUAAUAGCUCGAGAUAAACGUGGUCCAUUAAAUUUCCUCCCGUCGGACGAUAAUUAUCGUAGCAUAAAUAUUCAACACUACUCUCGCUCGCCGUCGCCGGUCCAUUUCCUCCCGUCGCGACAAACGUGGUCCACACUGAAAUGAUGAAGCACGAGUUAGUUGUUUAAGCACUCGUCGUCGUCUUUGCCGCGGCCACUUUCCACACUGCCGGGGCAACUACCGGGCUGUUGGCUGCAUGCCUGCAUGAUGUAAAUGGUGGACACGUGCACGGUCGGGAUUGGACCAUGAACGCCCGGCCGGCCGGCCGGCUAGUAUUUGUCUCUUACUCGCUCGUUCCAUUUAUCGUCGUUAAAUCGUUAAUGAAUUUCUACCAAAAAAAAAAAAAAAUCGUUAAUAAAUGGAUGUAUGUACGAGCCGGGGACCAAACCAGACGUUGAAGUGUAUAAUAUACGAACGGAUCGAAAGCCGAUCUAGCUAGCUUCCAGUUCCGAGCAAAUUGUCGUCGCCGGUCAGCUUCUAUCUUUGGGACCAAACGAUACGAGAUUUUGUUUUGUUUUUUGUUUUUUUGCACUGAUUUUCCACAUUGUAAUGAUGUCUGAUUCCUGUGAUUUCGAAUCUGAGUUAUUGAUAGGGAAAAAAAGAAGUUCAUUUACAUGUGUACAAAGAUACUAAGAACUUCGUGGCUGAUACAUUGCUUAGCUUUACUAGAUCAUUCCUUAUCGUUAUAAGGGCGAACACGUUUUUUUUUUCAUUCACGCUAUCAUUCGCUUGAUUACUCGACAAUGGAAGAUAUCGGAGGCACAUCAUGUAAUUUUCGUCACAGGGUUUGUUUGCAAAACAUCUAUAGAGAUCAGGCUAAUGUCAAAUUAUUUAGGUUCCCUUGGUUUUGUUUUGUUUUUAUUGCAGUUGGGCGAACGCUUUCGGUCAUUGAAUAAGACAUAUUAUCCAUAUAUCAAUAGUAAAUUUUGGAUGAAAUAUUUCAAUUAUGCAGGUCUCUGAUGGUUUUUUAUCAAGCCAACAAUAACUCGUCACGUGUACGAUUAUUUAACUUUUUUUUUUGUUGACCUAGUAAUGGAUGAUAGACUCGUAAGAGAACAAAUGUCUUGAAUAUUAUUUUUCACUAAUAAUUAUUGUGGAAUUCAGUGAGCCUAAGGUGACCUAUAUCAAUAUGCAUCACCUUUGUGGUCCUUCCAACUUCUUGUACAAAGAUGAACGAAAACCUCCACAUCAGGCCUCAUCUACUAGCCUCUACUCCAUUGGUUGAUUACUCUAUUGUACAUUUUUUGAAUGAUUUGGACUAGUCAGAGAAAAAUCAUUUCCAAAUAAGCCUAAACACUUUCACAUGUGUCCUUUCUGAUUUAUCAUCAUAAUAGCUACCAAUAGUUCAUUGAUAAACUUUACUGUUUCGA